This is a messenger RNA of Closterium sp. NIES-65, 969 nucleotides long. NCBI's taxonomy places the organism in Eukaryota, Viridiplantae, Streptophyta, Zygnematophyceae, Desmidiales, Closteriaceae. The record is from the annotation of a GenBank genome assembly.
AUGGUCCGUUUAACCGCAGAUCUGAUCCUCGAAUCGCCGCAGUAUUUCAACGCGGUGCGAGAACGAGAGAUCGACUUAAGAGGGAAUAAGAUCGCAGUUAUUGAGAAUCUCGGAGCCACAGAGGACCUAUUUGACAGCAUCGACCUGUCGGACAACGAGAUAGUGAAGCUGGAGGGGUUCCCUCUUCUGCGGCGGCUCUCCACUCUGCUGCUCUGCAACAACCGCAUCACCCGCAUCAGCCCGCAGCUAGCUCAUCUCCCCAAGCUGCAGACUCUAGUGUUGGCCAACAACCCCCAACUCCCCAAGCUGCAGACACUCGUUCUCGCCAACAAUCGCCUCACCAACCUAGCGGAUCUCGACCCGCUGGCAUCCCUGGCGCACUCCCUCACCUCGCUCUCCCUCCUCGACAACACGGUUGUCAAGAAACCCAAAUACCGCCUCUACGCCAUCCACUUGCUUCCCAAGCUGCGACUGCUCGACUUCCGAAAGGUCAAGCUCAAGAAGCCCAAGUACCGCCUCUAUGAGAUUCAUCUGCUGCCCAAGCUGCGACUGCUCGACUUCCAGAAAGUGAAGCUCAAGAAGCCCAAGUAUCGCCUCUACGCCAUCCACCUGCUGCCCAAGCUGCGUCUCCUCGACUUCCGGGAAGUGAAGCUCAAGGAGAGGCAAGAGGCGGAGGCAACAUUUGGAAAAGACCGAGCAGCAGCAGCAGCAGCCAAGCGUGUAUCAGCCAACACGUUUGUUCCCGGGGAGGCCCUGGCAGAAGCAGGGGGGGCAGGAGCUGGAGGGGAGGGAGCAGCAGCAGCUGGUGGUGCUGGUGGUGAUGGUGGGAAGGAGGGAAGGGAGGGGGCUGCUGCAACAGCAGUAGCUGCAAAAGGGCCAACACCCGAGCAGAUCACAGCAAUCAAGGUGAAGGUUCCUUCCAUGUGUGAGGGUGAAGGUCCCUUCCAUGUCUUAAGGUUUUCAUGGUGA